CUACGCAUUAAGCAUUGAACUGUGCUCGACUCAACACACUUCUCUGCACACACACUCACUCACUCACUGGAGGAGAAAGAGCAAGCAAAGAAGAGAGCAAGAACGCAACAGAGCAAGAUAUAGAUAGGACAGACAGAAGAGAGAGAGAGAGAGAGUGCUAAAGAGAAGAAAAGCGUGGUAUGGCUCAGGGGUCAGACAGUAAUGAUACAAGCUACACCAAAUCUCCAUCACCAGGACACAAACAGGGAUCAUCAGAAGACGUGAGGAAAGUGAUGAGGAGGGAGAAGAAUCGCAUCGCAGCUCAGAAGAGCAGGAUGAGACAAACACAGAAAGCAGACAGUCUGCACCUGGAGAGUGAGAAUCUGGAGAAGGAGAACACAGCUCUUAGGAAGGAAGUGAAGAGACUGACGGAGGAAGUAAAGUAUCUGACCUCGGUGCUGACCAACCACGAGCCGCUGUGUCCUGGCCUGAAUGCCACACCUACUGAACUGCUGUACAGCUCACACACACACACACCCUUCCACCAGCAUAUCAACUCUCCACAUUACCCACUCUGACCUUCCCAUACACACACACUCACUCAUUGAUGUCCCUUGGGCUUGUGUAAUUUGUUGUACCAUGUUGAGUAUGUACCCUGUGUAAUGCACAGUGACCAGCAGGGCGGUGCUGUUAUCCAAGUUAUCAAUUACUACAGGCUGAAUGUCUUCUGAUGCACUUAGAUAUCUUAACAGUUAGUUUCCACCACUUAGCGGCGCUAAAUGUGCACAUGUGAUGUGUGCUCAUAAAAGCUCACAAUAUCCAAAAUGACUCAUUAGUGGAAGUGGCAUUUCACACCCUAAGCAGUGCAAUAAAUAGGGUGUAGGAACUACAUAGAAAGUAAUUAACUAAAUCCUAAAUCGCCCCUCUAUUGGAAAUGAAGUGCACUACACAGUGUGUAGUUCAUUCAUAAAGUUGCAGUCAUGUAUUUAUGAACUCUGUAGUUCACUUCUGUACUGAUUAGGGCCCUAUAUGUUAAACAUCUUACUUCUACACCUUCGUUAGUGCACUUACUGUACAAAAGAUAUGUAUGACUGAAUCACACAAGGAAAUGUAGAGCACUGAUGAAGUUAUUUGGGACACGAAUAACUGGGGCAUGAACAACAAUAGUUACAGUAAUAAUGAUGUAGAAACACUGGAUUAUCCACAAGGUGAUUUAAAAAAGUAAAACAAAUCAAAUGUUACGAUACACAUGGGAUAAAUAUUUAAUACCAUCAUUUCCUGUGAUAUAUAUUUUUUAAUUUUUAAAUGACGUAUUGAAUGUUUAAAGUGUUUACUUCUGUCCUGAUCACACUGAAUUUCUGUCACACAUCUCACUUGAGUCUUUUUCAAUAAAAAUGCUGUAAAAGUGUCUCGUGUGCUGAGGAGGUCAGCGUGUGGUUUAAUUAAGUGUAAUCCUCAUUUAAGGAAAUCUUUCAAUAAAAAAAGUACAAAAACA
This is a messenger RNA of Tachysurus vachellii, 1474 nucleotides long. RefSeq names its product basic leucine zipper transcription factor, ATF-like (gene batf). The transcript has 3 exons. Gene Ontology annotation, biological process: regulation of transcription by RNA polymerase II. Gene Ontology annotation, molecular function: RNA polymerase II cis-regulatory region sequence-specific DNA binding; DNA-binding transcription factor activity, RNA polymerase II-specific. The coding region runs from base 180 to 557 and encodes 125 amino acids. Gene Ontology annotation, cellular component: nucleus. NCBI's taxonomy places the organism in Eukaryota, Metazoa, Chordata, Actinopteri, Siluriformes, Bagridae. The record is from RefSeq and is a predicted model, not a curated record.